ACAUUCAAAUUCUCUCUCUUUUACUUUGUUUUGUUGAACGAAUCUGGUUCUACUGUUAAGCUUAAUCGCCACACUUAGUACUCUGUCUUUGUCUCUUUCACUCUCUCUUUCUCACAAAAAGGUUUUAAGUUCUACAGAUUAAAUGUAAAAAAGAAGAAAAAGUAAAGCGGUAUACAAUCUCUGCGGUCUCCUCCUUAACUAGUAUAUAUAAAAUGCUGAGCUCAAAACUUUCACCUUUCAGCAUAUCUUCUUCUCUCAUGUUCAACAGACUAAUCCCAACUCAACAAUGGUGAGAAAGUUCCUUGCUUUUGUUUUCAUUUCACAGUUUCUUUUUUGUGGGUUCUCUUCAGUUUCGGCUUCAACACCACCUGCAAAAAUUGUAAGUGGGGUUGUCACUGAUGCGGUCUCUGCUCUUGUGAAAUGGCUGUGGUCACUAAAAGCUCCUGCAAAAACUGGUAGAGCUGUGUCUAGCAGUUCAAGGAUGAAAUUUGAGGGUGGAUAUACAGUGGAGACAUUGUUUGAUGGAAGCAAGUUUGGAAUCGAGCCUUACUCAGUUGAGGUGUCACCGAGUGGGGAACUUCUUGUUUUGGAUAGUGAAAACAGUAACAUUUACAAGAUCUCCACUCCAUUGUCUAAGUAUAGCAGACCAAGGCUAGUUGCCGGGUCACCUGAAGGGUACUAUGGGCAUGUGGAUGGGAAACCUAGAGAGGCGAGAUUGAACCACCCAAAAGGGCUUACUGUCGAUGACAGAGGAAAUAUAUACGUUGCAGAUACAAUGAAUAUGGCUAUCAGGAAGAUUAGUGAUACAGGGGUUACAACUAUAGCUGGAGGAAAAUGGGGUCGUGGAGGAGGCCAUGUGGAUGGUCCUAGUGAAGAUGCGAAAUUUUCAGAUGAGUUUGAUUUGGUUUACAUUGGAAGCACCUGCUCUCUGUUGGUUAUAGACAGAGGAAACCAGGCAAUUAGAGAGAUACAACUCCAUGAUGAUGAUUGUUCCUAUCAUUAUGAUGGUAGUUACAAUUUAGGAAUAUUUAUGCUUGUUGCUGCUGCAUUCUUUGGUUACAUGCUAGCAUUGCUGCAGCGUAGGGUCCGAGCUAUGUUUUCGUCACAAAAUGAUUCAAGAAACUCAUUAAAAAGAGGUCCACCAGUGGCGCCAUAUCAAAGGCCUCCUAAAUCUGCCAGGUCACCCUUAAUUCCUACUGAAAAUGAUAUUGACAAAUCAGACGAUGGUUUUUUUGGUUCAAUUGGGAGACUUCUCCUCAACACCGGGUCAUCGGUAGCUGAAAUUUUUGGGGGAUUAUUUUCAGGCUUAAGGAGAAAGCCCACCCACUAUCAGUACCAGCAUCAAUACCAGCAUCAGUACCAGCAACGGAAUGUACCCUCAAAUGGAUGGCCCAUGCAAGAAAGCUUUGUCAUUCCAGAUGAAGAUGAACCACCAUCAAUAGAAACAAGAAGCCCUACACUAAAGAACUAUCCAUAUAUGAAUAAGGAUUUGGAGAAAAAACAUUACACCAAGCAAACCCGAGCUUACAACAACAGUUGGGAUGGUGAUUAUUACCACCACCAGCAACAGCAGCAGAUACAGAACCAGCAACAGCAUCAUCAUCGCCAUUUUUCACCUAGUCCACAGACUUACUAUGAGAAAAGCUGUGAGACAAACGAGAUAGUUUUUGGGGCAGUUCAAGAACAGAAUGGACGACGUGAAGCUGUGGUGAUAAAGGCUGUUGACUAUGGUGAUCCCACCAAUAGCCACCAUAAUAUUCGACCGCGACUGAAUUACAUGGGUUAUUCCCAUGGCUAUUCAUAGUCUAUUACGACAUAUUUUAUAAAUUAGAUGGCACAUGAAGAUCUUUAACUUCAUGUCUCUGCUACUAGAUGAAGAUGGGAAGUUUGACGUGACUCUAUCACAAGGAAUGUUAUGUUACCUUUGCUUGUAGUAAUAGUAUUAGGAUUGAUGUAUCUUGACACUUAAGUUUGCUUGUUUGUAGCAGAAGUUAUGUAUAAUGCAUUAUCUUUUAGAUUAGAAACGAAGAGAAUGUAGGCAACGCCAACUUUGCAGUAGAAUUAAUGUGGCUUCCUUUGUA
Molecule: messenger RNA, 2081 nt
Organism: Mangifera indica (mango)
Lineage: Eukaryota; Viridiplantae; Streptophyta; Magnoliopsida; Sapindales; Anacardiaceae
Exons: 7
Coding region: 287-1804 (505 amino acids)
Molecular function (GO): protein binding
Source: RefSeq, a predicted model, not a curated record